This is a messenger RNA of Pelobates cultripes (western spadefoot toad), 40791 nucleotides long. The record is from the annotation of a GenBank genome assembly. NCBI's taxonomy places the organism in Eukaryota, Metazoa, Chordata, Amphibia, Anura, Pelobatidae.
CCCCAUUCCUUUGCAGAGGUAAUGCCACUUGAUGGAUUCAUCAUAGAUAACUUUUACGGACAAGUUCUGAUGUCAGGCAGGUUCUCGAACAACGAGGAAAUUCUGAUCGCUCUUAGUAAAUGCCUAGAAAGCUAAGAGAAAGAAUAAGAACAUAGCAGGAUUACUGCAAAUCCUGAUCCUUUUCUCAUUUCUCCUUUGGAAUAAGGCAGAUCAUUGUUACAGCAUGAAAGCAGGGCAGGAUUGGGGGCAGGACUGACUCCAGCUUUGAUUGUAAAGUAGAAUGUGUGGAUUCUAUUCCUCUCCAGGGCUGGGAUCUGACAUCACAAGAGCCUGUUGCUUCCACACGCCAGGUUUCCAUGUAGCAAGCAGCUGCCUCCCUCACCUAGUCGGAUGAAGGAAUAUGCUGAGAACCUUCCAUUCCUAGUUACAUGUCGGAGAUCCUUAGAGACACCUCCCAGGGCUGAGGAAGGAUGGGAAGGGGAGUUGGCAUCUAGCAGACAGUCCCCCCCCUCAUUAUUUCCAAUACAACCUAAACACAGACACCCACUCGCUCCCUGUGCCAUGUCUGCCAGCUCUCUGAAUACCAACUACGAGCCCAUUCUGCCCUGCCAACUCCUGCCAGGUGCCAGUCUCACAUACAGUGCUAUGUUCGCAGCCUGGCAGGGAUUCUGAGACCCCCCGAGCUUGCAGUAACCAUGCCGGGGUCUGGAUUUUCAGAGAAGAAGCUCUUCAGGUAAAACAGAUCCAGGGGGAUAAUUUCCAGGAGGAUUUUCAUGGCACACGGCUGCCAGCUGUUCGGCAUGGGCUCUUGCAUUUCCAAAGGUGAGUUGGGGGGGGGAGCAGGGGCAAAGUUGGACAAUGGUUAAGCCACGGGCAGCCCUGGGAGUUGAAAAGCAGAAGUGAUGUGGAGGGCACACCUCUGCUCCUAAAAGGGUUAAUGUCUCUGUCACAAGCAAUCUGCUUUUAUUGACAGCUGGGUGAGCGUGCCAUGUUUCUAUAGGGAGUAAAUUAAACAGGGGCUCUAAUGUCAGCAGCAAGUCCCAGCUUUACAAAGUGGAUUAAUUAACCUGGCAAUUCCCUUUGUAAACAGCUAAUGAACUGGGCAGUGGGUUAAACACAGGCAAAUCUUUGGCUUGUUAAAGUCACCCACAAAUGUUUUCUUUCAAAUUGCUAUGUAAAGGUUGGAGAGCCUGUGGGCCCCAGAAUGUGGGAUUUGGGGGCCCAUGUGGUUUAUUUUCUAGAGUUUUAGAUAUAAAUAUAAAAAUAGAGGAGUAAGGAUGUACUGCUGUUGUAUGGAGAGAGAGGGCUGUAUAUAGGCAUGGGGGGGGGGUUCUAUUUCUGACGUACAAGAUAACCGGGUUCCUUGAUUAGGGGUCGUUCUUAAAGGUCAUUUAAGUAAGAAAAUGCUUUGUUACUUUGUGUUAAACACACAGACACUGUUAAUUCAUAUUAACUAUGAAUGAAAACACAAUUAUUCUACAGCAGACAUGAUCCCUUCCUCCCAAACCCCUCAUUCAGACAGAGGAUGGGGCGUGGAACGGUUCUGAAUACUUUUUAUUGAUCUCUGUAAAUACAAAUAUCUAUUGAGUCAUUUCUGGAAUUUACAGUCAGUCUGAUUUCCAGUGACCUUUGACAUCACGAAUAAAAAUGGCAGUAGAUUAUUUACCCUUUUAGUGAGAAAGAAAUGUCACAUUUGCAUCUGUGGCUUCCCCUGUCCCCUAUCUGGCUAAAAGGUAUAGAGUUGUAUUAAAGCAAACUGUUCUAUACCAUAUAAAUGUCAUAUAAAGUUUUCAAUGAUGUGAUCCUUGGUCUGUGUAUAUGGGUUAAAGAGUUUGAAAAUUACAUAUAGGAAGUGUUUAGGAAAUGCCACUACCACUCCAUUAAAUGCCACUACCACUCCAUUUUCACUCCAGCCUCUUCUCUGCCUCCAUGCUGUGUGCCUCCAGCCUCCUCCUCUCUCCAUUCCUGUGUGCCUCUGCUGCCUCCUCCCUCCAUUCCUCGGGCAGCUCUCUGUGAAGCUGGGAGGAAGUGGCUGUCACUUUCUUCCUGCCAGCUGAUAUCACAGUGGCCCGGUCGGCUCUUAAAGGGCUUACUGGCCCCUAACUGGCCCCUGUUUAGCAAUAAUUAUGGGUGGGAGGAGUGGAGCAAAUCAUAUGAAAUACAAUGGAAAUCACACACACACACAUCAGAUUGUGUGUGUGAUUUGUGGGAUAAUAUACAUGAUUUUGCAGCAUUUAAAAUGCGGGAGUCUGUCUCGGAACUACUGGGAGACUUGGGAUGUCUGAUAAAGGUGUUGUUUUCCCCAGCAUUAUGUGUCGUCUCAUGUCUGGGUAAUGGGGCUAUAAACACUAAACAGCUCACUAAUAAUAAGUUCACUGACACACAAUGUCCCUACAGACAAGCUCACUGACAUAAACACAUGCUUAUUACAGACAAGCUCACUGACCUAAACACAUGCUUAUUACAGAGCAGCUCACUGACACACAAUAUCCCUACAGACAAGUUCACUGACACACAUACUCCUUCCAGACAAACUCAUUGACAUACACACAUGCUUAUAACAGACAAGCUCACUGACACACACAUGGUUAUUACAGACUCCUCUCCUCCUCUUCGGCGGAAUGCGCAUGCGCGGCAGGAGCUGCGCGCGCAUUCAACCUGUCUCAUAGGAAAGCAUUCAUAAUGCUUUCCUAUGGACGCUGGCGUCUUCUCACUGUGAUUUUCACAGUGAGAAUCACGCAAAUGCCUCUAGUGGCUGUCAAUGAGACAGCCACUAGAUGCUUUAGAGGCUGGAUUAACCCUAUUAUAAACAUAGCAGUUUCUCUGAAACUGCUAUGUUUAUAAAAAAAAAGGGUUAAUCCUAGAGGGACCUGGCACCCAGACCACUUCAUUAAGCUGAAGUGGUCUGGGUGCCUAGAAUGGUCCUUUAAGCUUUGGCUCAUGUAUGGAUUAUUUGGCGAUACCAGCGAUUUAUUACUCUGUGGAUUACUUGGUGAUUUUAUUUUAUGGGAAGAAGGGAAUACUGGAUGGUGAUACAGUUUACUACCGUCACAAAGAUCCUCCCUUAGUGUAUGAUAGAUGACGUAUUAGCAUAUAUGACCCUGGUUCUUUCUUUGGCACUAAACCCAGAGGGGAUAACUCUAAACAGUGGAACAUCGAAAGGGCCUUCACCCGUACCUAAUUCUAACUCUUUACAAAUCGUUUUCAAAGCUAAACUUGGUAAUUCUAAAACUGAUUUUAAAUUUUCAACACAACAAACUUCAACAGAAAUAUGUACAUGUAACCGGAAACCAUUUUCAAAGCCUUCUCUAAUUAACUUGGCCUUCUCCCGAUUUGGAUACAUUUCGAGAUAAGGUAGUAAUCUUUCCAGUUUCACUGGGGUCUGAGCUUUUUGAAAAUGUACUACUUUGCUGACCUCUUUUAUAGCAAUUAAAAUUAGGGUGUGCAUCUGAACAGGUAGCACAUUCAUGAAGGAAUCUGCAAUUAUUUAGCCACUUACAUUGGGAUUCCUUAUAAGCCCAGCAAAAACCUUUUUUCUGUGUAGCACUUGUAAUGAUUUGUUUAUUAACAUAAGUUGGCUGCCUCUGAGGUAACAUCAUGCUCACCCAAAGUCCGACAUGCUUCAUACCCCAUUUAAGAUUAGUAUGAAUCGCUAGUUUCUGUCUGAAUUGUUUGUCAUAAUAAAACCAUGAAAAAACUUUUUUAUAUGCUUCCAAUAUAGCUUCUGUGUGUUGAAAAACACCACAGCACAAUAUUUUUCACCUAUCGCUAAAAUAAAUGCAAAAAGAUUGCAGCCAGUUAUUGAAUGACCUAGGAAUAAACGUCUUCCUUUCAUCGUCCCCUUUUUCCCUAUCCAGUUUAGUUUAGGUCCCCCCAUUAUUUAUUUAGGGUCCCCUUAAAUGAAAACCCAAAGGAGAGCUUUCACAGCCUAAAGCUUCUUUCAUGCAUGUCUCUUUAACUCUAACUUCUUCCCUCACAGAAUGUGUCACUUUCGGAUUAACUGCGACCACUUCUGUCCCCGGCUCCCAUACUCUCGCCAGUUUAGGUGUCUGCAAUAAUUUAGUACGUUUUUAAAGUGAAGACACCACUUCGCCGAAAACAGCGUUAUUCACAGUUGUUUGUAACUCACCCAACUCAUGACUGAGACCCGAGAUAUCCUGAGCCGCUCCGCUUUCUUCCAAUAGCCUAGGUCAGUCCCCAGCCUGUUUAUUCUUCUCCUUUUGUUCAUAUUUUCUGCUCUGUUUCCACAUCCUCUUGUUGAUCUUUAUUGGAGACGGUGAGAAAGUUUCCCUGGACCUUCUUGUUCUCGCCUCAUAAAUUCUGCAGUGGUUGCUCUCACCAGAUUUUUCCAUUUGGACUGGCCCUUUAAUUGUCAGUGGAUAAUAUCCUGCUCCCCCCUCCAUUACUAACUCCCUCUUCUUCCACUUUAAUCAGACCAGAAGUACCAGGGACGGACUCCAAACAUGCUUACAGCCAUUCAGUAUCACCACAGCCUAAAGCCUUCUGUUUACGCUGUUCCAAAAAAGCCUCAACUGUGCCAGACAUCUCCACAGGUAAACAGCAGCAGCUCAAAUAUUUAACAGCCAACCUUUGGAUUUGUCUGGCACAAGCUGAGGUAAAUAAUUUUGGUGCCUUUAAAUUUAUUCUCCCGAAUUUCCCAACACUGUGAACCAGGCCCGGACUGGCCAUUGGGCACACCGGGCAAAUGCCGGGUGUGCCGCAGUGGCCAUGGGCCGAGGCCGGCAGGGAGAUCACAGGAUCUCCCCUGCAGGUCUUUGCAGGGCCGGCACUAUCCGAGCGCCGGCCCUGCAGUAGUCCACGGCAGGCUGGUGAGGCCUCACCAGCCCACGUAGAGUAUAUUCCGGCCACCGGUGGGGAGAGGAUGAGGGAGCCAGGAGAGGAACCCAGCAGAGCUGUAAUUUGCAGCUCCGCCGGUUUCCUCUCGCGAGAUUUGUUGCCAUGGCAAUGCUCCGGGUCUUGCGAGAGUGAACUCUAGCCUCACAGGCUAGAGUUCACUCACCACUAAGACCACCAGGGAUGGAUUGCGGUCAGGGCCGGACUGGGAGAAAAAUUCGGCCCGGGCAUUUUUUUAACACAGCGGCCCACUAAAAAGGGGGCGGGGCAGAGGAGGUGUGUUUUGUCAUCACCAAUGACAAACACGCCUCCUCUCAAAGUGAGCAUGUUGGUUCAAUGCUCUUCCAGGGCAGACCAUGCGCAGAGCUCUACUGAAGAGCUCUAGCAUGAGAAAAAAGUCCUGUAUUUGUUCUGCACAGUGCAAACAAAUUUAAUAACAUGCUUGCACUGUGUUUCCUUGCAACUUGUCUCUGGUGUCUAUAAAUGGAUACCAGGAGAUAAAAGGCCAGGAAAGAGUAUUGUGCAUGUAUUUGGAGCCUGCUUGUGGUAUUGCGUGUGUGUAGAGUGAGCUGGUCGUGGUGUGGUAUUGUGUAAUAAGGUCAGUUUUAGUCGUGUUGUGUUUGUGGUGUAAUGUGAUGCAUAUGUGGCUAUGGGCUGUAGAGAAUGUGUGUAUUGGGGAUAUAGCAAGUGUGUGCAUACAGGCUAUAGUGUGUGUGUGUUUAGGGGUGUAGUAUGUGUUUGCUUACAAGGAAUCUAGUGUGUGUAUAGGGGAUCCAGAGUGUGUAUGUUAAAGGACCACUAUAGUGCCAGGAAAACAUACUCGUUUUCCUGGCACUAUAGUGCCCUGAGGGUGCCCCCACCCUCAGGGACCCCCUCCCGCCCGGCUCUGGAAAGGGGUUAAACUUACCUUUUUUCCAGCGCCGGGCGGGGAGCUCUCCUCCUCCGAUCCGCCCCGUCGGCUGAAUGCGCACGCGCGGCAAGAGCUGCGCGCGCAUUCAGCCGUUCACAUAGGAAAGCAUUUAUAAUGCUUUCUUAUGGACGCUUGCGUGCUCUCACUGUGAUUUUCAUAGUGAAAAGCACGCAAGCACCUCUAGCGGCUGUCAAUGAGACAGCUGCUAGAGGCUUUGGGGGAAGGCUUAACCUAUUGAUAAACAUAGCAGUUUCUCUGAAACUGCUAUGUUUAUAAAACAAUGGGUUAACCCUAGAAGGACCUGGCACCAAGACCACUUCAUUAAGCUGAAGUGGUCUGGGUGGCUAAUGUGGUCCUUUAAGAGUGUAGUGUGUGUGUGUGUGUGUGUAGAUAUAUAUAUAUAUAUUUGGAAGUAUUGUGUAUGUGUGUGGUGCAGUGUGUUGGGGGGGUUCUGUGUGUAUGUGAGAGGUGCGGUGUGUGAGAGUGCCGUGUGUGAGUGAUGGGUGUGAGAGUGCUGUGUGUCAGUGAUGGAUGUGAGAGUGCUGUGUGAGAGUGCUGUGUGUCAGUGAUGGAUGUGAGAGUGCUGUGUGAGAGUGUGCUGUGUGAGAGAGUGCUCUGAGAGUGCUGUGUGUGUGUGAGUGCUCUGUGAGAGUGCUGUGAGUGUGAUGGGUGUGAGAGUGCUGUGUGAGAGAGUGCUGUGUGUUAUGGGUGUGAGAGUGCUGUGUGAGAGAGUGCUGUGUGUGAUGGGUGUGAGAGAGUGCUGUAUAAAUGUUAUUGUGUGUGUGUAAGGGGGGGGGGGUAAAUAAAAAAACAGACACUAUGUCCCCCCCCCUCCCUUCUUACCUUUAGCCUGGGAGGGGGGGUCCGGCACGCUGGAAGGCAGGGUGGUGGGGUUCCCUGGUGGUCCUCGUGGGUGAGUGAACUCUAGCCCGUGAGGCUAGAGUUCACUCUCGCGAGAUCCGGUCGUUGCCAUGGCAACGCGCCGGAUCUCGCGAGAGGAACCCGGCGGAGCUGCAAAUUAGAGUUCCGCCGGGUCCUCUCUCCAGGCUGGCUGGCUCCCUCCCUCUCCCCGCCGGCGGCCGCAUGUGGGCAGGUGAGGGAGAUCUUUGAUCUCCCUACCGGCCCGUUGUGGCAAACAGCGGGGCCGGCGCUAGGAGAGUGCCGGCCCUGCAAAGACCGGCAGGGAAGAUCCUGGGACCUCCCCUGCCGGCCUCAGCCCCACGGACACCGCGGCCCACCGGGCAUUUGCCCGGUGUGCCCUAUGGCCAGUCCGGGCCUGAUUGCGGUAGCAGCAGGAUCCCCCCUCACAGGCAUAAGGUAAGCAGGGAGGGGGAAAAUAAUCACCCAAGUCACAUCAGCCUCGCAAACACCCCUAACACUCACAGCACCCUCACUCACACACACUGCACCCCUGUCACUCACAGCACCCUCACUCACACACACUGUACCCCUGUCACUCACAGCACCCUCACUCACACACUGCACCCCUGUCACUCACAGCACCCUCACACAUACAAACACUGCACCCCUGUCACUCACAGCACCCUCACUCACACACACUGCACCCCUGUCACUCACAGCAGCCUCACACAUACAAACACUGCACCCGUCACUCACAGCACCCUCACUCACACACUGCAUCCUCACUCACACACUCACACACACUGCACCCCUGUCACUCACAGCACCCUCACUCACACACACUGCACCCCUGACACUCACAGCACCCUCACUCACACACACUCUCACACACUGCACCCCUGUCACUCACAGCCCCCCCACUCACACACUCACACACACUGCACACACUCACAGCACCCUCACACAUACACACACUGCACCCCUGUCACUCGCAGCACCCUCACUCACACACUCACACACACUGCACUCCUGACACUCACAGCACCCUCACACAUACACACACUACACCCCUGUCACUCACAGCACCCUCACUCACACACUCACACACACUGCACCCCUGACACUCACAGCACCCUCACUCACACACACUGCACCCCUGACAUGCACAGCACACACACACUGCACCCCUAACACUUACAGCACCCUCACACACACACACAUACUGCACUCCUGACACACACAGCUUCCUCACACGCACAUAGCACCCUCACGCAAACACAGCACCCAAUCACACACAGCACACACACACAGCACCCUUACCCACAUAGCACCCUCACGCAAACACAGCACCCAUCACUCACACACUACACACCUCACACACACACUGCACCCCUUUCACACACACACUACACCCCUUACACACACACACAGAGCACCCUCACAAACACUGCGCAAUAUGCUUUCCUGGCAUUUUUGUCUCCUGGUAUCCCACCUAUGGAGACACCAGAGAAAAAUUUCAAGCAAACACAGUGCAAGCAUGUUAUUGAAUUUGCUUGCGCUGUGCAGAACAAAUACAGGGUCUUUUUCUCAUGCCAGAGCUCUUCAGCCGAGCUCUGCACAUGGUCUACCCUGGAAGAGCAUUGAACCAACAUGCUCACUUUAAGAUGGGGCGUGCUUGUCAUUGGUGAUGACAAAACACACCCUAUCUGGCCCCGCCCCCUUUGUAGUGGGCCGCUGUAAUUAAAAAAUGCCCGGGCCGAAUUUUCUUCCCAGUCCGGCCCUGACUCCAGUCACCAUAACCACUUUAAUGGGAUGAAGCAGUUACAGUUUAUAUAAUAGUUACAUAGGCUGAAAAGAGACGUGUCCAUCAAGUUCAGCCUUCCUCACAUUUGUUUUUUGAUGUUGAUCCAAAAGAAGGCAAAAGAACUAAUUCGAAGCACUUCCAAUUUUGCAACAAACUAGGAACAAAAAUCCUUCUUGACUCCAGAAUGGCAGUCAGAUUAAUCCUUGGACCAAGACGCUAUUACCCUACAUUAUGCAUGUGCAUGGGGAACAUUUUUGGUUCGGUUCGGCAUUCCGCUAUUCGGGACUUCAACACUUCGGAACUUCGCCACUUUGGCCACUUCCGCAUUUCGGGACUUCUCUAAUAGGCGCUUAGUAGAUAACUCCCUAAUUCCCACGGUAUUAGGGAGUUAUCUACUAAAAGGCUGAAAAACCUAAAUUGGUCUUUCGGACAAAUUUACUAAUACUAAGUAAAAAUUAGGGGCAUGUCUAUUAAACAGUGAGCAGCCUGUUACUUAAUCCACCAAUCAGAGAGUUAUGAGUCAAAUUACACAGUGUGGGAAAAUUCCAAAGAACUUUCCCAUACUGUGUAAAAUGACACAGAGCACUCUGAUUGGUGGAUUUCAAGCCAACCAAUCAGAGUGCUGUGACAGGUAAAUGUAGAGACUUACCUGUCAGUCCCUUCAUUUACCUGUCAGAGCACUCUGAUUGGAUGGCUUAAACCCAGCAAUCAGAGUGCUCUGGGCCUAAUUGCAGGGCAGGGAAAGGCUUUAUAAGCCUUCCCCCGCCCUCCAGAGCUCAGUCUGCGCGGAGCCCUCGCCGGGUGAAGAUGGAUUUUUUUUUUUUGCACUUGUUUUUUUUUCUUAAGUGCAUCGGUUAUUAUGGAUUUUUUAUUUGGCCUUUUUUGGGGCUGAAAAAAAAGAUUUUAGAAAAAGGAAAACAUUGAAUGGUAAAUUUUUUUUUUUUUUACAGGUACUUAGUUAAAGCCCCCCCCCCCUCAUUAUUUUUAGGGUGAGGGGGGAAGGUAGGGGGAUAAUUUUUUUGGGGGGGAUGAGGGGGUGACUAGGAGUUUGGGGACCCCUAGUCACCUGGGGGGGGUAACAUUUUUAUUUAGGGUCCCCACCCGCCGCUCAGGGGUGGGGGCCAAGGGGGAGGACAUUAGGUCCCCCACCUUAUUUGUAUUUAGGGCCCCCACCCACAGCUCAGGGGUGGGCGCCAGUGGGAGGACAUUAGGUCCUCCUCCUUAUUAGUAUUUAGGGCCCCCACCCACCGCUCAGGGGUGGGGGCCCAGGGGGAGGACAUUAGGUCCCACCCUUAUUAGUAUUUAGGGCCCCCACCCACCACUCAGAGGUGGGGGCCAGGGGAGAGGACAUUAGGUCCCCCCCACUUAUUUUACUGUAGGGCCCCCACCCACUGCUCAGGGGUGGGGGCCAGGGGGGAGGACAUUAGGUCCCCCCCCUUAUUAGUAUUUAGGGCCCCACCCAUCGCUCAGGGGUGGGGGUCAGGGGGGAGGACAUUAGGUCCCCCCCUUAUUUUACUGUAAGGCCCCCACCCGCCGUUCAGGGGUGGGGGCUGGGGGGGGCAAUAAGUCCCCCCUUCAGGUUAGAAGCCCCCACUCGCGCAGCCUAUGGCUGCUCACUUUUUAAUAGACAUGCCCCUACUCGCAGUAUAGCGAGUAGGGGCAUAAUUUACUAAUACUAAAUAAUCUUUACUUAGUAUUAGUAAAUUUGGCUGAAAGACCAAUUUAGGUCUUUCAGCCUUUUAGUAGAUAGCUCCCUAAUACUGUGGGAAUUAGGAGUUAUCUACUUAUUCAUUCCUGUCAUUACACUGACUGGCUAAGUAACUUACAUUGUAUAUGAAUGCAUGUUACUUGAUUGUUGUAAGUGUUGCAAAUGCUUACAGCUGAAUCCUGGCUAUGUUUGUAUACUUUUUAUUUAAAAUUGUAUACAGUGUAACAUUCUUCAUUCUUCCACUGGGUAAGUAUAUUAGUUCUUAGGCAAUACUGUGCUUCGGCAACUUCGGAACUUCAGCACUUCAGAACUUCGGCAACUUCGGCACUUCAGCACUUCGGAACUUCGGCAAUUCGACACUUCAGAAAUUCUGUAAUUUCAGAAUUUUGGGAAUUCGGCAAUUUAUCUAUUCGGACCGAAACGAAUUGCACAUGUCUACCCUACAUUGAAAAAUGAUAUAAUUGAAUAUUCUGUUUUUGUAAGUAUCCAUUUAGUAGCUGUUUAAACAUCUGUAUGGACUCUGAUAAAACCACUUCUUCAGGCAGAGAAUUCCAUAUCCUUAUUGUUCUUAUGGUAAAAAAAAAUGUUCCCUUGCCUUACACGAAAUCUUCUUUCUUCCAGUCUAAACGCAUGACCUCGUGUCCUAUGUAAAGUCCGGCUUGUGAAUAGAUUUCCACACAAUCGUUUGUAUUGGCCCCGAAUAUAUUUCUAUAAUGUUAUUGUAAAGGAUCCUUGCAUUCGUGCAGCGAUUAUCCUUGCAGCUUCUCCUGAAAUCCAACUGAAACGAAGUGAUUAUAACUCCCAAUCCCCCAAACAUGAGUCGAGACUUCAUGAAGGGGUAAAACGAUCUGAUUUACUGUGGGCUACCCGCCCGGUAUUUAUGCAGGUCUCCCACCUGGUGGACACUACCCUAGGGGACCAGAUGGAAGACUGGGACAAAAGUAACACAGUAGCCAAUCACAGUGGCUAUAGCAUAAGCACUCCCCUUUUACAUAAAUCACUCCCUCUUUUCCAUCCUGGAGAUAAUUAACUUAAGGUAGCAAAGAGAGCCUUAAUUAUCUCCAGGAAGAAAGAAACAUGGCUUUUCUUAUUUAGCAAAACAGAAUAAAAAUAUAUAACUUUCUUUUUACACAACAUAAACUUUAAUUUCCACAUAUCCCCAGAUAGCUUGGAUCUGAGGGCAUAUUCUAGGCGAAUAGCGCUCAGAUCCCACGAACACAGUUCUCAGAAUCGUUGACUGAAGUUUGACUUUCACCAGCCGUUCGUGUGUUUGCAGCCGACUGCAGGUUCCAUACUAUAGCUAUCUGGGGUCGGUCACUUUCGCAUACUUUCAGCGCACAAAUGAAGUAGUACCCCUUCAUUCGUGUGUUUUUCCACCGUAUCAACGAGGAUGGGCGAAGGUAGCAGCGGUGUUCGACAAAAUAGGUAGCCAAAAUCAGUUCCAGGGAAUCCUCACCAUUUACCGCUGUGCGUUCGACAAUACAAAAUGGCGAUUGCCACGUGUUCGGUAGAUGAACGCGGACCACCAGCUAUUCCCCAAUUAGUCUGUGGUUAACCGCAACAGUCAGGGUGGUCAAUAGGCGCCACUCGACCUCAGUGGGAGGUCGGUGGUUCGGUAGUUCAUUCGCAUUUAUUGUUAUUUCCACGAAAUCCCGCUGUAAUCCUCCAAAUAACCGAACAGGCUUGUUCGUAUAGUCUGUAAAUAGGGGAUUUCGUUACACAGCUCCCCCUUAGUCCCAUGGAACGGCAUACCUGCUUAGAUCCUAGCGGGUCGGCUAAGGGAUGUCCGGUAGCACAGGAGAAACAAACAAAAAUAUCUACUUUUCCAGUUCAGUUUGCCGGGACAGGCCAUCGGCAUUGGCAUUCUGCUUCCCGGGGCGAUACUGCAUUGUAAAAUUAUAGGGUUGCAGUGCCAAGCUCCAUCGGAGUAGUCUGGGGUUAUCGCCAGCUACUCUGUUAAGCCAAAUUAAAGGGUUGUGGUCAGUCAGCACUGUGAAAGAGCGUCCAUACAAGUAGGGUUGUAGUUUUUUAAGUGCCCAGACUAAUGCCAGACACUCUUUCUCCACAGUGGCAUAGCUGACUUCGCGGGGUAAUAGUUUUCGGCUCAGAUACGCCACCGGGUGAUCCAUGCCAUCGUCUCCCACCUGGCUCAAUACUGCUCCCAGUCCAAACAUUGAGGCAUCUGUGUGGACGAGAAACCUUUUAGUAUAAUCAGGUGCCGCUAACACAGGAGAUGCACUUAACGCAGCCUUGAGUUUCUGGAACGCCUCCUCACACUCAGUGGACCAGACUACUUGUCGGGGUAGGGACUUUUUGGUGAGGUCUGUCAAGGACUUGGCAAGGGCACUGUAUUCCGCUACAAAUUUCCUGUAAUAACCUGCGGUGCCCAAGAACGCCAUGACCUGGGUUUUCGUCCGGGGUUGAGGCCACUGGGUGAUAUACCCUGGGGCUGCUGAAAACAUGGCCCCAAAUUCCUUUAACAGUUGGGAAGCCUGAGCUUGUUCCUCGGAACCUAAUUCUGGACCAACUGUACCUGGUCUACUCCUGUGGGUUCCUGGGUAAGCAUAUCUGGUAAAGGGAUACCCUCACUAUCUUCAUAUGCUGGAGCACAUACCGCGGAGACCUCCUCUGGUCUCUCAAGAUAUGGCUUGAGCAUGUUUACAUGGAAGGACCGCCGGAUCCUUUCAUCGGAACAGUCUGCCACAAUGUACGUGGUAUCACUGAUCCGCUCUAUUACAGUGUAGGGGCCCUGCCAGGAUGCUUGUAACUUAUCUGUUUUGAUAGGUUUAAGCACUAGGACCUUUUGUCCCACUUCUAAUAUACGGUCUCUAGCUCCCUUGUCAUACCAGUACUUCUACCUUUGUUGGGCGGCUUGCAGGUUCUCCCGAACUGUUUCGGUCAGAGCCUGUAGCCGGUCCCUCAGCUCUAGUACAAAGGAGACUAUAGGGGUACCUGCUUGUUCCAUAUCACCUUCCCAAUGUUCCCGUACUAGAUCCAGGGGUCCCCGGACCCGUCUCCCGUAUAAUAGCUCGAACGGGGUGAAUCCGGUGGACUCCUGGGGAACUUCCCUAUAGGCAAAGAGCAAAUGAGGGAGGAAUCUUUCCCAAUUCCUACAGGUCUCUGUGAACGUGAUGAGCAUUUGCUUAAGGGUGCCGUUAAAACGUUCACAGAGGCCAUUGGUUUGGGGGUGAUAGGGAGAACUUAAUAUGGGUUUUACCCCACAGCUCUGCCAGAGCUGUUGGGUAACCACCGCAGUGAAUUGGGUUCCCUGAUCUGACACUAUCUCCCUAGGGAAUCCCACCCUAGUGAAUACCUGAACUAGUGCUUCUGCUACCGUCUCUGCAUGUAUAUUUGUAUAGCGGGUAGCGUAGUCCACCACAGUAAGAAUGUAUUUCUUACCGGAUGGACUGGGUUUACUGAGUGGCCCGACUAAAUCAACUGCCACUCGGAAAAAUGGUUCCUCAAUAAUGGGAAGGGGACGUAGUUUUGCCCUGGGGUGAUCCCCUCUCUUCCCUACCUUUUGGCAUAUUUCGCAGGUCCUACAAUAAUCCUGCAAAUCUCUAGUGACCCCUGGCCAGAAAAAGGACUGGGUGAGUCUGUCUCUUGUCUUUUUAAUGCCCAAGUGACCUGCUAGGGGAAUAUCGUGGCUAAUCCGUAACAGUUCUACUCGAUACUUACAGGGCACUAUUAACUGUCUUUUUUCUCCUGUCCCUGUCCCCCCAAACACUCGGUACAGUAAACCCUUUUCCCAGCUAAACCUUGCCUGAUCUCUGUCUCCCUGGGGUUGUUCUGAGGGGUACCUCAGUAAGAAGUAUGGUCAGGGGGAAUCGUCAGAGGGUUAUCGCUUACCUGGUCAUGGGUUGAGGGGGAGGCUUCCAUAGCUCUGGAUUGCUGCUGGGUGGUAAAAGGUAGUGCUCCUUCGGAACUGCAGGCUGCCAAUUGGGACGUCAGGCAUCCUAGAUCAUUCCCCAGCAAUACUUCCGCGGGCAAAUCUGGCAUGAUGCCCACUUCUACGACCUUGGCCCCUGUACCCCAAUCAAUGUGAAACCGGGCGGUUGGUAGUUUAUGAAUUGCCCCUCCGGCCACCCUUACAGCAAUGGUGCGUCCUGUGUGCUGGGUCGGGGUGACCCGGUGUGGCUGGACCAAGGUAAUAGUGGCCCCGCUGUCUCUCAGUCCCCGAGCCUCUUGUCCAUUUAGUUUUACUGACUGGCGGUGGUGCGCUCUGUUAUCCCCAGCCGCCUGUAAAGGGUUCACCUCAUGUAAGGUGGCCCAAUUCUCACUGUGGUUACUGGGUGUCUCUUGAGUCAGAGAGUUGUAAUCCUCUUGCACACAGUGUGCGGCUGCUUUGGUCGGUGGUACCGGUGCCCGCCCCCAGCGAUCUGUAGUGCGUUGUGGGCAGUUAGGUUUGAUGUGCCCCACUUGCUUGCACCCAUAACACAUUGGAGCGGUCUUUUGGUACCCCGGGGUUGUGGUAUUGCCCCCCGGUGGUGGUACCCUCUGUGGCGUAGUUGGCGGGCCAGAUGCAGGCCGCUGGCCCUGGACCCCUUGGUUUCCAUCCAUCCGCCUGCUCUCAUGAAAUUCGUCUGCCAGCCUUGCUGCCUCCUCCACCGUUUUUGGCUUUCUGUCUCUGACCCAGUCUCUCACCUCCGCUGGAGUAUAAUCAAAAAAUUGCUCCAGUAACAACAAUUGCACAGCAACCUCUAGGGUAGUUGCCUGAUUCCCCUGCAUUCAAUUACUGUCAGCGCGUUGCAUACGAAAUGCCCACUCUGUAUAUGAAUCCUUGCCUUGUCUCCUGAGGGCCCGGAAUUUCCUUCUAUGGGCUUCAGGAGUUACAGCGUACCGAGCUAACAAAAUCUCUUUUAUCUUUUCAUAGUUUUGUAUAUCCCCAUCUGGCACAGCUCUCAACGCUUCGGCUGCUCUACCUGAUAGUUUACUACUUAAUACUGCAGCCCAGUUAGCUCUUUCCAAAUCUUCUAACACACAUUGUCUUUCAAAAUCUUGCAAGUAAUUAUCAAUAUCCAUCUCACCUUCCACGAAGCUUUUAAAUGCAGUGUAGUUGAUUUUCCGCUGACGCCCCAUUGUAGAUCCAGAUAGCGACAAUAUAUCCACAGGAGGUGAUCUGUCUCUGGCUUCUCGUGCUUCUCUGGCAUUCUGGGACUCUGUAGCUUGUGCCAAGAUCUGUACCAUGAUCUCUGGUGCAGGGUUAGGUCCUACCAGGCUGAGUCUCCAUCUCACAUCCCUCUAGAACUCUGUUUCCUCUGCAUUCGCCAUUUGUGGUUCGCCGGUUUGAUCGCUCUCCAGUAGUCCGGCUAUUAACGUGGCUUUCGGUUUGUUGCUUGCCACUAUGCCUCGAGCUUCCAGCAGUUCCUUCAAUGUAUUUCGUUUCAAGCGUUCGUAUCUAUGCGCCAUUCACCACUUGUUUCAAAUCGGUACGUCCGUUCGGGAGGAAAUCCCGCCGCUUGCCACCAGUGUAAAGGAUCCUUGCAUUCGUGCAACGAUUAUCCUUGCAGCUUCUCCUGAAAUCCAACUGAAACGAAGUGAUUAUAACUCCCAAACAUGAGUCGAGACUUCAUGAAGGGGUAAAACGAUCUGAUUUACUGUGGGCUACCUGCCGGUAUUUAUGCAGGUCUUCCACCUGGUGGACACUCCCCUAGGGGACCAGAUGGAAGACUGGGACAAAAGUAACACAGUAGCCAAUCACAGUGGCUAUAGCAUAAGCACUCCCCUUUUACAUAAAUCACUCCCUCUUUUCCAUCCUGGAGAUAAUUAACUUAAGGUAGCAAAGAGAGCCUUAAUUAUCUCCAGGAAGAAAGAAGCAUGGCUUUUCUUAUUUAGCAAAACAGAAUAAAAAUAUAUAACUUUCUUUUUACACAACAUAAACUUUAAGUUCCACAUAUCCCCAGGUAGCUUGGAUCUGAGGGCAUAUUCUAGGCGAAUAGCGCUCAGAUCCCACGAACACAGUUCUCAGAAUCGUUGACUGAAGUUUGACUUUCACCGGCCGUUCGUGUGUUUGCAGCCGACUGCAGGUUCCAUACUAUAGCUAUCUGGGGUCGGUCACUUUCGCAUACUUUCAGCGCACAAAUGAAGUAGUACCCCUUCAUUCGUGUGUUUUUCCACCGUAUCAACGAGGAUGGGCGAAGGUAGCAGCGGUGUUCGACAAAAUAGGUAGCCGAAAUCAGUUCCAGGGAAUCCUCACCAUUUACCGCUGUGCGUUCGACAAUACAAAAUGGCGAUUGCCACGUGUUCGGUAGAUGAACGCGGACCACCAGCUAUUCCCCAAUUAGUCUGUGGUUAACCGCAACAGUCAGGGUGGUCAAUAGGCGCCACACAACCUCAGUGGGAGGUCAGUGGUUCGGUAGUUCAUUCGCAUUUAUUGUUAUUUCCACGAAAUCCCGCUGUAAUCCUCCAAAUAACCGAACAGGCUUGUUCGUAUAGUCUGUAAAUAGGGGAUUUCGUUACAGUUAUCAUAUAACAUUUUUUUUUCUAAACUAAAUAGGUUUAAAUUUGUUAACCUUUCUUCAUAGCUAAAAUGUUCCAUUCCUUUUAUUAAUUUUGUAGCUCAUCUCUGCACUUUUUCUAGUGCCAUAAUAUCCUUCUUUAGAACAGUUGCCCAAAAUUGCACAGCAUAUUCAAUAUGUGGUCUUACCAGUGAUUUAUAAAGAGGCAAAAAGAUAUUCUCAUCCCGAGAAUGAAUGCCCUUUUUCAUGCAUGACCUCAUUGGCCUUAGCCACUGCUAAUUGACAUCAAGGGCCUACCUAGAGCAUUUGGCACCAGGGGCAGAUCCUGUGUGUGGCACCCCCCCUCCCCCCAAGUGUAAAAAAACACCCGUAACAUUUUUUUAUUUUUUUUUUAUAAUGUAUUGCACAAAUUUGUAAACAUUGUAAAACCCCUGUCUGCCCCUUCUACAAAACCCCUUUCCUGCCCCGCCCCUCCUACAAAGCCCCUAUCCUGCCUCCCUUCUACAAAACUCCUGCAUCCAACUUCCACAAAUCCCCUGCUCAGCGCCCAUUAUACAAGACCCCUGCCACCUUAUACAAAAUCCCUGCACACCCACACACACAGUUACUGGCAGACAGUCACACACACACACACACACACACACACACACACACUUACAGGCAGCAUCACACAAUCACAGGCAGACAGUCACACACACAUUUUCACAUGCAGAUAGUCACACAUACAGUCACAGGCAGUCACACACACAGUCACACACAGAAAGUUACAGGCAGUCAUACACAGUCACAGGCAGACUGUCACACACACACACACACACAUAGUCACAUGCAGACAAUCACAUUUACAGUCACAGGUAGACAGUCACAGGCAGUCAUGCACACAGUUACAGGCAGACUGUCACACACACACAGUUAUAGGCAGAUGGUCACACACACAGUUUCAGGCAGACAGUCACACACACACAUACACACACAGUGCUCAAGGACAACAAUCAGACACACACACAGUUACAGGCAGAUAGUCUCACACACACACACACACACACAUUUACAUGCAGACAGUCACAUACACACACACUUACAGGCAGACAGUCUCACACACAUAAACAGUUACAGGCAGAUGGUCAGAUACACACACACACAGUUACAGGGAGACAGUCACACACACACACACACAGAUUUUAGGGACGACAGUCAGUCACACACACAGUUACAGUCAAUCACACACACACACACACACUGUCUCUUUCUCUCUCUCUCUCUCUCUCUCACUUACUUACAGAGAGUAUGGGCUGGAGGAGGAGUGGGUUCUCUGAAGUCCCUCCCUGCAGUGGAGAAAUAAGGGUGGCGCGGUCCACCCGGGUGCCACUCACUAGGGGAUGCCCGGGGCAGACUGUGUCUGGCCUGACACUAGGAGGGGGCCCGGUGGCUUGCUCAAUAUGCCGUCGGGUGCGAUGCCCCUCCUGCGCCCAUUGCAGACACUGGUCUGCAGUUCUGCAGUGUGCAGAGCUGCAGACCAUGUGUCUCGCGAGAUCUGAGCAAUCAGAGCAUUGCCACGGCCCACGGGUACCAUGGCAACGAUCUGACUGGGACUCGCGAGAUUCAUGGUCUGCAGCUCUGCACACUGCCGAGCUGCAGACCGGAAAUUAUGGCCACUGGACCACCAGGGAGCCCACCGGACCACCAUUUCAGCUGUCAUCACAGUAAGGGGAUUAUUCACUAAUACGUGAAUUACAAAAUUUAGGCUAAAAUAGUCAAACUGUAUCAUUUUCCAGAUCAGCUUUUGCUACAGUCACUGUGUGCUGUAAAUAAUUCCCUGAGGGAGUUAGGUUUGCAAUUUGGGAGUGUAUUUAUAUAACAGGGUAGCAUUAUACCUCUCUGCAACCCUAAAUUAGUUUGUAUUCUUCAACCUGUGCACUACAACUCUCAUCACUCUCAGAUCGAAGGAACCUGGCUCUCCUCAUAAUGUGCAAAACUCCCCAAUAUUUUAAAUCACAGCCUGACAGUUCACUGUAAGGUUACCAGACCACCUUCCUUUCAUUAUAGCUCACGUUCACGUUCUUUCAUUGAUGUGCCUUUACACCGUCUUGUCUUACAUUUUGUUAAUUGGUCUAUUUUCUCCUCACUUGGGCCUUGGCACAUGGAGCAAUUUGCUUUACAUCCUUCUGUCGGCCUUUUAAUGUUUACAAUCUGUUAGAUAUUCCCAUAGUAAUCUAGGUUGAAAACAGAGUUCGAAAUCAUUAAGUUCACUCCUUCAGACAUCUGUUAAUUCUGUUGAUCUAAAAGAAGGCACGAGCCAAAUUUGAAGCAAUUUCUAAUUAAGUCGCAAAAAGGGGGGGAAAUUGUCUUUGACCAAUAUUCAGCCAUCUUCAGAACAGUUCAAGAAAAAAAUAUAAUGUACUUGUUAAAUUAUGAGAAAAAAAUCAAAUGUAAAGAUAUUUUCCUUUUUAAUAUGUGCUUUAUUUGGGUUAUUUCUUCUGAUUAGAUUUUUGGUGCUAAAUAAAUUUUUUAAAGAUUUUUUUAGAUUUUAAAGUAUAUUCAAUACUAUUUCGCUUUUCUCUAAUGCUCACUAAUCACUGGCUGCAUUAAUAGGUGAUUGUUGUAAACUCACGAAUUGACAGGCACUUGUAAUGCCAUGUUUUCAUGCUCGCUGCUUGUCAAGUGACUGAUUAUUACAUGAUCGUUGCUCAUCUGAUGAUUGUUCCCUGCUUGCCUGUCUGGUGACGGCUUGUUCCAUGCUUGCCUGUCUGGUGAAGGCUUGUUCCAUGCUUGCUCACCUGGUGACGGGUUGUUCUAUGCUUGCUCACCUGGUGACGUGUUGUUCUAUGCAUGCACGCUUCGCAAUGGGUUGUUCUAUUCCAUGCUUGCCUGCCUAGUGACGGGUUGUUCCAUGCUUGCUUGCCUGGCGACAGGUUGUUCCAUGCUUGCCUGGUGACGGGUUGUUCCAUGCUUGCUUGCCUCGUGACGGGAUAUUCGAUUCUUGUUCCCCUGGUGAUGGGUUGUUCUAUACAUUCUCUCCUAGUGACAGGUUGCUCAAUGCUUGCCUGUCUAGUGACUGGUUGCUCCAUGCUUUCUUGUCUGGUGACGGGUUGUCCCGUGCUUGCCUGUCUGGUGACGGGUUGUUCCAUGCUUGCCUGUCUGGUGAUGGGUUGUUCCAUGCUUGCCUGAUGACGGGUUGUUCCACGCUUGCCUGUCUGGUGACGGAUUGUUCCAUACAUGCUCUCCUAGUGACAGAUUGUUCCAUGCUUAACUGUCUGAUGACAGGUUGUUCCCUGCUUGCCUGUCUGGUGACGGGUUGCUCCAUGCUUGCCUGUCUAGUGACAGGUUGUUCCAUGCUCGCCCAGCGACAGGUGUUCCAUGCUUGCUGUCUGGUGACGGGUUGUUCCAUGCUUGCCUGUCUAGUGACAGGUUGUUCCCUGCUUGCCUGUCUGGUGACGGGUUGUUCCAUGCUUGCUUUUCUGGUGAUGGGUUGUUCCAUGCUUGUCUGGUGACGGGUUGUUCAAUGCUUUCUUGUCUGGUGAUGGGUUGUCCCGUGCUUGCCUGUCUGGUGACGGGUUGUUUCAUGCUUGCCUGUCUGGUGAUGGGUUGUUCCAUACAUGCUCUCCUAGUGACAGGUUGUUCCAUACAUGCUCUCCUAGUGACAGGUUAUUCCAUACAUGCUCUCCUAGUGACAGGUUGUUCCAUGCUUGCCUGUCUGGUGAUGGGUUGUUCCAUGCUUGCCUGCCUGGUGACGGGUUAUUGUUCCAUGUUUGCCUGUCUGGUGACGGGUUGUUCCAUGCUUGUCUGGUGACGGGUUGUUCCAUGCCGCUCGUCUGGUGACUGGUUGUUCCAUGCUUGCUCGUUGCGACGGGUUGUUCCAUGCUUGCCUGGUGACGGGUUGUUCCAUGCUUGCCUGUCUGGUGACGGGUUGUUCCAUGCUUGCUUGUCUGGUGACGGGUUGUUCCAUGCUUGCCUGUCUGGUAACGGGUUGUUCCAUGCUUGCUUGUCUGGUGACAGGUUGUUCCAUGCUUGCUUGUCUGGUGACGGGUUGUUCCAUGCUUGCUUGCCUGGUGACGAGUUGCUCCAUGCUUGCCUGUCUGAUGACGGGUUGUUCCAUACAUGCUCUCCUAGUGACAGGUUGUUCCGUGCUUGCCUGUCUAGUGACGGAUUGUUCCAUGCUUGCCUGCCUGGUGACGGGUUGUUCCACGCUUGCCUGUCUGAUGACGGGUUGUUCCAUACAUGCUCUCCUAGUGACAGGUUGUUCCAUGCUUGCCUGCCUGGUGACAGGUUGUUCCACGCUUGCCUGUCUGAUGACGGGUUGUUCCAUACAUGCUCUCCUAGUGACAGGAAGUUCCAUGCUUGCCUGUCUAGUGACGGGUUAUUCCAUGCUUGCCUGUCUAGUGAUGGGUUGUUCCGUGCUUGCCUGUCUGGUGACAGGUUGUUCCAUGCUUGCUUGUCUGGUGACGGGUUGUUCCAUGCUUGCUUGCCUGGUGACGGGUUGUUCCAUGCUUGCUUGCCUGGUGACGGGUUGUUCCAUGCUUUCCUGUCUGGUGACGGGUUGUUCCAUACUUGCCUGUCUGGUGACGGGUUAUUCCAUGCUUGCCUGUCUGGUGACAGGUUGUUUCAUGUUUGCUUGCCUGGUGACGGGUUGUUCCAUGCUUUCCUGUCUGGUGACAGGUUAUUCCAUGCUUGCCUGUCUGGUGACGGGUUGUUCCAUGCUUGCUUGCCUGUCUGGUGAUGGGUUGCUCCAUGCUUGCCUGUCUGGUGACUGGUUGUUCCAUGCUUGCCUGUCUGGUGACUGGUUGUUCCGUGCUUUCCUGUCUGGUGAUGGGUUGUUCCUGGAGAUCUGGAGCCGCACAAGUCUGGAGCCGAACAAGUCUGGAGCCCGCACAGAUCUGGAGCCGGACAAGUCUGGAGCCUGCACAGAUCUGGAACCGCACAAGUUUGGAGCUCACACAGAUCUGGAGCCGCACAAGUCUGGAGCUUGCACAGAUCUGGAGCUCGCACAGAUCUGGAGCCGCACAAGUCUGGAGCCGCACAUGUCUGAAACCCGCACAAGUCUGGAGCUCACACAGAUCUGGAGCCGCACAAAUCUGCGCUAAUUGGUUUGUUCCUGACCUGUUCCACAUAAGUGAUGAACUCUUGUCUGGUACAGGAUAAUAGGGGGCCAUAUAUGUGAAAUUGGUGGGGCGGAGGGCACAAUAGUUGUUGUUGUUAUAAUAGUUCUACAUUUAGGAACAUUCCUAAUUUAUUGGCAAUAUCAUUUCCCAACUUGUUUUUGUAAUGGAGAGUAGAACCCGUCCAUCUUCGCGUUGAGCUGUAAUGGUGAAAACAGAACGUGUCUGUGCCCUCUCUGUGUUUAAUCAUUUCUGCUCCUCACUGAAUUAUUUGUGGCCCCUGCAGGGGAUAUUCUCUCGGUCUCACAAAGACCACCUCAAUCCGUGCCGGCCUGCGUGCCUUAAUUAUACCGUUCCCAUGACAACAUUGAUCCCUGUAGCUUACAUCUUAGAGCACAAAAGUGAACAAGCAAGUGGAUUUAACACACACCAAAAUGGUGAUAAACCCAGGUUAUGGCGUGUCUGUGUGUAUAAUGUUCGUCUGUUUGCAUAGGGUAUGGUGUGUCUGUGUUAUGAUGUUUACGUGUCUGCAUGCAAUAUGCAUGACGUGUCUCUGCACAUUAGCUGACUUGUUUUCAGGCAGAGCGUGUGUUCUAGUUGUCAUGGUUACGAUUCUGUGUGACUUAGAUAUGACUACAAAAACAGCUGCCGAGCAAUGACAUGCUACCAUGCACAGCGAUAUUUAUGUGCAGAGCAAUGUCAUGCUACUGUGCAGAGAGAUGUUACUGUGCAGAGUUAUAUUACUGUGCAGAGCUAUACUACUGUGCAGAGCGAUGUUAUUGUGCAGAAUGAUAUGACUGUGCAGAGCUAUGUUACUGUGCAGAGCGAUGUUACUGUGCAGAGCAAUGUUACUCUGCAGAGUGAUGUUACUGUGCAAAGCUAUAUUACUGUGCAGAGCGAUAUUACUAUGCAGAGCUAUAUUACUGUGCAGAGCGAUGUUACUGUGCAGAGCUAUAUUACUGUGCAGAGCGAUGUUACUGUGCAGAGCAAUGUCAUGCUACUGUGCAGAGCGAUGUUAUUGUGCAGAGUUAUAUUACUGUGCAGAGCGAUGUUACUGUGCAGAGCGUUGUUAUUGUGCAGAAUGAUAUGACUGUGCGGAGCGAUCUUACUGUGCAGAGUUAUAUGACUGUGCAGAGCGAUGUUACUGUGCAGAGCGAUGUUACUGUGCAAAGCUAUAUUACUGUGCAGAGCGAUGUUACUGUGCAGAGCUAUAUUACUGUGCAGAGCGAUGUUACUGUGCAAAGCUAUAUUACUGUGCAGAGCGAUGUUACUGUGCAAAGCUAUAUUACUGUGCAGAGUGAUGUUACUGUGCAGAGCAAUGUUACUCUGCAGAGCGAUGUUACUGUGCAAAGCUAUAUUACUGUGCAGAGCGAUGUUACUGUGCAGAGCUAUAUUACUGUGCAGAGCGAUGUUACUGUGCAGAGCUAUAUUACUGUGCAGAGCGAUGUUACUGUGCAGAGCUAUAUUACUGUGCAGAGCGUUGUUACUGUGCAGAGCUAUGUUACUGUGCAGAGCUAUGUUACUGUGCAGAAUGAUAUUACUGUGCAGAGUGAUGUUACUGUGCAGAGCUAUAUUACUGUGCAGAGCGAUGUUACUGUGCAUAGCUAUAUUACUGUGCAGAGCGAUGUUACUGUGCAGAGCGUUGUUACUGUGCAGAGCUAUAUUACUAUGCAGAGCGAUGUUACUGUGCAGAAUAAUAUUACUGUGCAGAGUGAUGUUACUGUGCAGAGCUAUAUUACCGUGCAGACAUGCUGACACACUUGUAAAUGUAAAUUUUUAAACCCACCUUCCAGUUUCCUACCUUUUGCUGGAGGGUGGCUUCCCUAGGGUCCAACGUGGUGCCUGAGGCUGAUAGAAGUGAGGAGCCUCCAUACUCACUGCAGCCUCGUCCUCCCUUCCUUGCGACUCCUCCUGCCACCUUCCCUGCAGCUCCUCUCUUUAUGGGAGGAAGUGACUCAUGGAUGUCACUUCCUCCCAGCUGGCUGCCGAAAGCAAGAGGCCCGGCUCGGUGUUAAAGUACAUUGUCCACCUGGUGGGACUCAGAUGACGGAAAAAAAAAAGAAAUCGAUGAGGGCAGCAGGGCCCAUGGGGCAGCUGCCUUGGGCCCUCAAGGAGAAACUGGGCCCGGGGCAGCUGCCCCAUAUGCCCUGCGUUAAAGACGGCCCUGACACAUAGAUACACACACUGAGAUAAACACUCAGAUACACAUAUUGACACAAGGAUACGCACUGACAAAAACACUCAGAUACACACACUGGCACAAACAUUCAGAUACACACGCUGACACAUACACUCAGAUACACACACUGACAUAAACACUCAGAUACACACACUGGCACAAACAUUCAGAUACACACACUGACACACAGAUACGCAGAUUCACUUAGAUACACACACUGAAACACAGAUACACACACACAUAUACACACACUGACACAAACACUCAGAUACACACACUGACACACAGAUACACACACUGACACAAACACUCAGAUACACACACUGACACACAGAUACACACACUGACACAUUCACUCAGAUACACACACUAACACAAAGAUACACACACUGUCACACAGAUAUACACACUGACACAAUAUCAAAAGGAAAAAGAAAAGAAUAAGACCGUGAGGUCCUAAACAGGAGAAUGGUAAAUGAAAAGGAGUCCCUACCUUUAAUAGUCCUAAUGAUGGGAACAAUUUAAAAAGAGCUAAUCUUUACUUUCUUUUAUCGUUCACUUGGUAGCACAGCGUUAUGGAUUAUUUUUAUUUAAGAUAAUUUAUGUAUUCUAGCUAUCUGGACAGGCAGUGAGAGGUGUACAGGUAGGCUUCACAGUGCCGAGGUAUAUAGCUAUAGGAUGUGUUUCCUAUUAGUGGCUUUUGUCUGGACUUGUGUUUCUGGGAGUUUUUUCAUCCCUUUUCUCAGGAGGUAUCCAGAUAUAUCCCCUAAUUAGCCUAGCCGUGAUUUUCCUCUUAUUACCUGUUUUCUCUACUCUCUAUCUUCAAUGUGAAGUUACCUAGGCUUGCAUAGAGCUGGUUGGUAGUUAGGGUCUGGAUGUGCUUUGACACACCAUUUCCCUUUACCUUGGUCUCCCUUAUUUUCCUGUCCAUUUUAAAUUGUUCCCAUCAUUAGGACUAUUAAAGGUAGGGACUCCUUUUCAUUUACUAUUCUCCUGUUUAGGACCUCACGGUCUUAUUCUUUUCUUUUUCAUUUUGAUACUGUAUAUUGUGGGUUAUUCCCCGUUUGGGAAGAAUAGUCUAGGGCAUUUUAAACACUGAUCCAUGGGCCAAAUUAGUGACACACAGAUACACGCACUGACACAAACACACACACACUGACACAAACACUCAGAUACACACACUGACACACAGAUACACACACUGACACACAAAUACACACACUGACAGAAACAUUCAGAUACACACACUGACACAGUCACUCAGAUACACUGACACACAAAUACACACACUGACAGAAACAUUCAGAUACACACACUGACACAGUCACUCAGAUACACUGACACACAGAUACACACCGGUGAGCUCUUAAAUGGCUGGUACCCCAUCCCUAUUUAAUGGGUAUGAGGGAGGGGAUCACAAAUCACGUGUACUAUUCUGGUAAUCAACACACAAUCUGAUAUACAUUGUAUGUUAGAUAGUGUGUGAUUUCCAGGGUAUUAUAUAUGUUCUGCGGGUGUCAGGGAGCCGCAUACAAAAUGUGGGAGUCUCCCGGUAAAUGUUUGCACUAAGGUCCACCUAAGCCAGCCUGCUAGCCCAGUCAAGGCCCCUUUCCCCUAAGCUGCACUUUCUCCAUGGGGCUACAUUCACUCUUUGUGCCCCACCCUCCAAUGUAGAAAUGAGCCAUUUGUAUAACCCCUGGAGUGUCCCUUUAAUGAUAUAAAUCCACCCAGUAUAACUAACUGUAACCUAACCUCCACAGUGCAUCUAACGUGUGGGAGCCUGGCGUGUGCCUUUAAUAAUAUACACCCACCCAGUAUAACUGUAACCUAACCUACACAGUGCAUCUAAUGUGUGUGGGAGCCUGGAGUGUCCCUUUAUUAAUAUAAACCCACCCAGUAUAACUAACUGUAACCCAACCUACACAGUGCAUCUAGCGUGUGUGGGAGCCUGGAGUGUCCCUUUAAUAAUAUAAACCCACCCAGUAUAACUAACUGUAACCUAACCUACACAGUGCAUCUAACGUGUGUGGGAGCCUGGAGUGUCCCUGUAAUAAUAUAAACCCACCCAGUAUAAAUAACUGUAACCUAACCUACACAGUGCACCUAAUGUGUGUGGGAGCCUGGAGUGUCCCUUUAAUAAUAUAAACCCACCCAGUAUAACUAACUGUAACCUAACCUACACAGUGCAUCUAACGUGUGUGGGAGCCUGGAGUGUCCCUUUAAUAAUAUAAACCCACCCAGUAUAACUAACUGUAACCUAACCUACACAGUGCAUCUAACGUGUGUGGGAACCUGGAGUGUCCCUUUAAUAAUAUAAACCCACCCAGUAUAACUAACUGUAACCUAACUUACACAGUGCACCUAAUGUGUGUGGGAGCCUGGAGUAUCCCUUUAAUAAUAUAAACCCACCCAGUAUAACUAACUGUAACCUAACCUACACAGUGCAUCUAACGUGUGUGAGAGCCUGGAGUGUCCCUUUAAUAAUAUAAACCCACCCAGUAUAAAUAACUGGAACCUAACCUACACAGUGCAUCUAACGUGUGUGGGAGCCUGGAGUGUCCCUUUAAUAAUAUAAACCCACCCAAUAUAAUGCACAUCAACUAGUAUAUAUAUUGGUUAUAUCAUAGGUUAAAUUAAAAUUCCCAACUGAUUUCAAGGAUUGUAUGUUUACUUGGGUAAAGUGGCAAAUUCUAACAAGUUGGGAAAAUAGUGUUACACUUGGGUUUAAUUUCUAGAAGACGAUAGUUUUGGUGUUUUAUGGUAAGAGACAUUAUUUAUAAGGUAUUUCUGUGGUAUUUACUGGCUUGGAGGGGGUGAGUUUUCAGUGUCUGUUUUAUAGAAACAAGACUUAUGCUAUUAAUGCACACUGUCAGUCCUUCGAAAAAUAUACAAAAACAGAGCCAGAAUUACCUUUUAUCGUCUGUUUUACUAUUCCUCUUCUGAAAUGAAACAAUUCAAAACUAGUUUGGUACUUGGUACAGGGGGGAGUUUGGUAUUUGGUACUGGAGGGGUUGGUACUUGGUACAGGGGGGAGUUUGGUAUUUGGUACUCGAUUGGUACUGAUUGGGUUGGUAUUUGGUACAGGGUGGAGCUUGGUAUUUGGUUCUGAUUGGGUUGGUAAUUGGUACAGGGGGGGAGUUUGGUAUUUGGUACUGGUGUGGUUGGUAUGUUGUAUUCGGGUGAGUUUGGUAUUUAGUACGGGGGGAGUUUGGUAUAUGGCACAGGGGGGAGUUUGGAAUUUGGUACAGGGGGGGAGUUUGGUAUUUGGUACUGGUGUGGUUGGUAUGUUGUAUUCGGGUGAGUUUGGUAUUUAGUACUGGGGAGAGUUUGAUAUUUGGUACACGUGGAGUUUGGUAUUUAGUACAUGGGGAGUUUGGUAUUUGUUAAAGGGGGAAUUUGGCAUUUGGUGAAGGGGGUAGUUUGGUAUUUGGUACUGGAGGGGUUGGUAUGUUGUACUCAGGUGAGUUUGGUAUAUGGCACAGGGGGGAGUUUGGAAUUUGGUACUGAUUGGGUUGGUAUUUGGUACAGGGUGGAGCUUGGUAUUUGGUUCUGAUUGGGUUGGUAAUUGGCACAUGGGGGAGUUUGGUAUUUGGUACUGGUGGGGUUGGUUUGUUGUACUCAGGUGAGUUUGGUAUUUAGUACAGUGGGGGAGAUUGGUAUUUGGUACACGGGGAGUUUGGUAUUUAGUACAUGGGGAGUUUGGUAUUUAAUACUUGGGGGGUUGGUACUUGGUACAGGGGGGAGUUUGGUAUUUGGUACUCGAGGGAGUUUGGUAUUUGGUAUUGAUUGGGUUGGUUUUUGGUACAGGGUGGAGUUUGGUAUUUGGUACUGAUGGGGUUGGUAUUUGAUACAGGGUGGAGUUUGAUAUUUGGUACUGAUGGGGUUUUUAUUUGGUACAGGGGGGAGUUUGAUAUUUGGUACUGAUGGGGUUUGUAUUUGGUACAGGGGGGAGUUUGGUAUUUGGUAUUCGAGGGAGUUUGGUAUUUGGUAUUGAUUGGGUUGGUAUUUGGUACAUGGUGGAUUUUGGAAUUUGGUACUGAUUGGGUUGGUUUUUGGUACAGGGUGGAGUUUGGUAUUUGAUACUGAUGGGGUUGGUAUUUGAUCCGGGGUGAGUUUGAUAUUUGGUACUGAUGGGGUUUGUAUUUGGUACAGGGGGGAGUUUGGUAUUUGGUACUCGAGGGAGUUUGGUAUUUGGUAUUGAUUGGGUUGGUAUUUGGUACAUGGUGGAUUUUGGAAUUUGGUACUGAUUGGGUUGGUUUUUGGUACAGGGUGGAGUUUGGUAUUUGAUACUGAUGGGGUUGGUAUUUUAUACAGGGUGGAGUUUGAUAUUUGGUACUGAUGGGGUUUGUAUUUGGUACAGGGGGGAGUUUGGUAUUUGGUACUCGAGGGAGUUUGGUAUUUGGUACUGAUGUGGUUGGUAUUUGGUACAGGGGGGAGUUUGGUAUUUGGUAAUGGUAGGGUUGAUACUUAGUGCUGGUAGGCCUGGUAUUUGAUGCAGGAGGAGUUUGGUGUUAAGUACUCUGUCGAGGCUUUUUAUUCUGUUACUCCGGUCUCACUCAUGUAUGUUCAUAGUGGGGAAUCGCGAUGCAGCCUAGAACAAUCCCAUUCAAUCCCCCAACAGCCCCAUUCAAUCCCCCAAUAACGACAGACCACUUAGUAUGGAUGAAACAGGCCAUAGCAUUUAUUAUCACAAACUAAAUUACUGCAUGACACAUCCAUAACUUUAUUUAUUAAAUCUCUUCUUUUUCUGUAACCAAAAACGUUAGACAUAAAUAAGCAUAAAUUAACAUAUAUACAUAUAUAACUCCACACAUAGUGUCCCAUAGUGACCCAAGCGUCCUUGCCAAUAAACAUACAGUGGUUCCCAAUCACCACUUCCUCUUACCUCCCCCCUCGUCAUAAAAAAUCAUCUUUCCAAUGCCCACCAUCAGCCGACCUUAUCCACCUCGAUGGGCACGACAGCUCAGGCAACCUAAUGUUAGCCGUUUGAAGCAGGGGAGGUUGAGACCUUAAAAACUUGUUCAUCUCAUUCCAUAUACUUAAACGUAACCUCAAACUCAAUUGGCAAGGACAUACCCCCGGCUAGCUGUGAUUAAAUAUACUAAUAGGGCGGGCAGGAGGGAAGCUGUUUGCUGGCCUGAAUCCCAAGUGGCACUGAGGUAAGACCUCCCCCACACUAACUUACACAGAACAUAAUCCCACCCUCACACUCUUUCCCAUCCAAUCCCAUGCAUCUAUCCCCACACUCCUACAUGUGCCCUUGUCCGCUUAGCUGCGCUAUCUCCCCAGGGCCUGUUACUGUUAGAGACUCUUCACACUAAUUUUCAAGUAUUGGAGGUUCAGCUUAUGUGCUCAGUCAUUGUUAGAUCGGUCGCAUUCACUAAAUCACAUUUGUCUGUUAGAGCUUUUUUUCAGUGGUCACAAGGAAGUCCAUUCAUCCAACAACAACAUGAAGUCGCCCACCACAUUACCAGACACCCCCCAGCCAACAGCAGAAUCAGCUCCGACUGAGAGUCCAGAGGAGGAAGAGGAGGAGGACGAGACAGAGGAAGGAGAUGGGGAGCUUGGACAGGUAAGCUAAGCAACCAUGGCCUCCCUUAUCUUAUCUUAGAGAGAUUAGUGGACUGAUUUCUUGCAGCCAAAUAGAUUAAUUGUGAAUAACCUUCCGAGUCAUAAUCUGGGGGCAAUAUAUAUUAAACACUAGCAUUAAUAAACAGAAAGUCUUGACUUGAUUUUUAGACCAGUCUUGGUACCAAUAUGCAUUACUUCGAACUCACUAGUAUCCUCACAUUUAAUGGAGCCCUUUCCACACUCCCCUGUAAUGGCUCAACACUCAGGAAUUAAACUCACACAUGCGUAAUGUUUGUACCAUUACUGUACCCCAAGAGCUUAGGGCACAAUUACAGUCCAUGAUUUAGGUAUUGCUCAGCUCUUCACCACUGGGAUUUCUGAUAAAAUCUUGACCAUUGGGGUGAAUUGAGGACUGAGGUAGGAUUCACUGAAGAUGAACCAGAAGGCUCUUAAAUGUCACAAAUUGAAGUAUUUUUUAAGAAUGCAUCAAUUUGUUUAUAUAAUCACCCUUAGUUUAUCUCCUCACAGAAAUGCUUCAAGACUCCCAAUGGCUUUAUGUGUGAGUCCAAAGCUAACUCCAACAACUAUGAUAUCACUGAGCUGGCUACCUCCUCGCUCAUUGGUAAGAAGCCAUUCUGCAUGAAAGACAGGAAGUCCAUGAUAACUGCCAUUUUGUAUGUUAACAUUUAUGAAGUCAUGUUAGAGUGUUGCUGGGUGAGGUAUUGAGGUCCUUGUAUUAUCUGUGACACAUGAACCCUCAUUGUAUGUGACAUUGGGGCCCUUGGUGUAUUCAUGAAAAAUUAUGAUCCUCUGUGUAUCUGUGAGACAUGGCCCUUAGUGUGUUUGUGAGACAGGAGCUCUUGUCCAUGAGACAUUAAGAGAUUGGACGCUUGGUCUAUCCAUGACACGUUGGGACCCUCUGCAUAUCUGUGAGACACUGUGAACCUCUGGGUAUCUGUCAGAGGAUUUUCCUGUCAGGGGUCUAUGAUAUCCAUGUAAGAAGUAGGUAACCCUUAUUUCCCUGUUAGCAUUAGGUGUCUCUGGUUUCUCUGCCAGAUGUGCCCCUGGCCGGGGCAGAUUUCACCCUUGCUCUGUGUUACACACUGGGUGAACUAAUGAGACAGUGUCACUAUAUUUUCUGGUGUAAUUAGCCGUGAUCCAGAGAUUAACAAGCCACAAGUUACUGUGGAAACAACAUGAUUUGGAAUCUCAGUCCUUCCAUUUUGCAGGGAGCUGGCUGUAACCUGUAGGAAAAGAGAGAUUAAAUGUUCUACAUUAUUCAGUACUUACCCGCGUAUCCCUGUACACUGCAUUAACGAAGGGCAGGAAAUAUCACCAGAUUCGUACUGAGUGACAAUGGCUUUUUAUUUGUUUAUUUUUUUAGUGUAGAAUAGAACAGACACAAAGCUGCAAUAAUUUAGGGUAAAUCAUUAAUCUGCUUAAUUCCUCGCUAAACACGUUGCUGUUUAAAGAACAUGAUGUACUGUUUGCAUCACUUUAUACCUACCAGGCUGUUCUCAGAGAGGACAAAGCGCACCACAUUAGGCCCAAAUAGACCUGGUUUGGGGGCGUUUGAUAUAUUCAUCAGUAUGAGUCAAAAGGGGCUUCUUUACCAUCAAAUGUUAUAUUGUGAAACAUGUCUGUAUUUUACUUGUUGAGGACCUACGGACAUUCCAACCAUUCAAUCCAAUUUCUUUAUCUUUAAAAACAUUAAACUUAUUAAACUUCAAACUAAAUUCCUAAAAUAGCCAAGAUGUAUCUAGAGCGUAAUCGUAGGACUUAUCCAAAUCCCGAAAUCAUGCCAUUUGGAAUUUGAUAUGCUGCCAUUUGGAGUUUAUGAAGCUUUUGAGAGCAUUCCCCAUCCUCACUGAGUCACCCUGACACUAAGGGAGGCCUGCAACAAAAACAGUAACAAAUAAUUACUACUUCUUGUGUUUAGCACUAAUAGUAAUCUACUAAUUAAAUAGCGAGUUAGGAAUGUCAUAAUUGUGCAAGCAUCUUCAUAGAGCUAGGAGAAAUGCAGUGCCUUCGCUGACAUCAUGCUAUAAAUACACAGUAAUGUGCUGUUUAAUGUAAGUGAUAUUUAUUGUGGCCGGUAUUGACUAUUUAUCACAGUAGGGCAAUUAAAUUCGCUGUCUUGUUUUUUACUGGUAAAUCACAAAUAAAAAAAUGAAACCGGAAGUUUAUUAUGACAAAGUUUUUCUCACACACGGCUCAUUUUAAUGAUUAUUUUUUCAUUUAGUUAGUGGUUAAUACACACCACAAAGAUAGCAUGCUCCAAGAAGUGUAGGGUCCAUUAUACCUCUCCAUGCUAGGUCCAUUAUACCUCUCCAUUUUAGGUCCAUUAUACCUAUCUAUGCUAGGUCCAUUAUACCUCUCCAUUUUAGGUCUAUUAUACCUCUCCAUGUUAGCUCCAUUAUACCUCUCUAUGUUAGGUCCAUUAUAGCUCUCCAUACUAGAUCCAUUAUACCUCUCCAUGCUAGGUCCAUUAUACUUCUCUAUGUCACAUCCAUUAUACCUCUCCAUGCUACAUCCAUUAUAUCUCUCCAUGCUAGGUCCAUUAUACCUCUCCAUGCUACAUCCAUUAUACCUCUCUAUGUUAGGUCCAUUAUAGCUCUCCAUACUAGAUCCAUUAUACCUCUCCAUGCUAGGUCCAUUAUACUUCUCCAUGCUACGGACAAUAAAAUAGGGAUGGGUGAAUAAUCGAGUUAGGGCAUACCAGUGAUGUAACUUUUGUGGAAAGCAGUUCGGUAGCCUAGCUGACAUGUUGGCCUGCCCCAUUAAAGGGACAAACUAGGCAAUAGUUUGUCCCUUUAAUGGGGCAGGCCAACAUGUCCAUCUCAUUGAAGUGGUUAUGGUGCUCAGAGUUUCCUGAUGAUAUCCCUUCAUUCAGUGUUAAACCAUUUUAGAGCAGUGUUACAAUGAAAGAGGGUCUCUGAUUUCCCCCAGCCUGGCCCCCAUCGGCCCAUACUGAUUUGCUGUGAUGAGUACAUGUCUAGAGAUUAUUUUUCUACUCCUCCACCCUAACUUCACCCGCAUACACAGCACCAUGGGAGGUCAAGCUCACUUGCAUUCUAGGCCGUGGUUGUGCCCUGUCAGCUUAUUGAAGGAAUCACUACUCCUACUUCUAUCAAUUGACCUAGAACUGGUAUGAAAUGUAUACCUUUCUCUGCCCACAUAGGCCUUGUGCAAACCAUUAAAGAUCACAUCACCAAGCCGACUGCCAUGGCACGUGGACGAGUUGCCCACCUCAUUGAGUGGAAGGGCUGGAGUGCGCCGCAGUCUGGCUGGGAUCCCUCACUGACUGAUGAAGACAAUUACUCUGACCUGACCGACGAAUUGAAGGAAGCGCGUUUUGCAGCAGGUAAGAUCUGAACAGGAAGCAGGACACAAAAAAUCAGUGUCUGUCACCGGGAGAUAACCUGCACCCCGUGUCUGUCACUGGGAGACAACCUACUCCCCAUGUCUGGCACUGGGAGACAACCUGCUCCCCGUGUCUGGCACUGGGAGACAACCUGCACCCCGUGUCUGGCACUAGGAGAUAACCUGCACCCCGUGUCUGGCACUGGGAGAUAACCUGCACCCCGUGUCUGGCACUGGGAGAUAACCUGCACCCCGUGUCUGGCACUGGGAGAUAACCUGCACCCCGUGUUUGGCAAAGCAGGUCCUCUUUGUAUUGUCAGUGUUCCGUAAUGGGGUUUUGCCUUGUUCUUACAGGUGUCGCUGAGCAGUUCGCCAUCACUGAGGCAACGUUAAGUGCUUGGUCCUCCCUUGACGAUGAAGAAAUGCAGUAUGGGCUGGGGUCUCAAGAGGUUCGGCAGAUUCAAGGUAAGCUGGCAUUAGAGACGUUAGAAGGGAUCUAUCCACACCAUCCUAAUGUCAUCACUCAGGCUGGUGUUGUGUAUUGUACGAUGACAUACGAUACAGAUAGUAAAUAGUAUACUUGCAAAAACACAAUAUACAGGGAGAUAAUUUUUAAUUAGUUGGGUAAUUAUACGGGUGUAAGUGAGAUAUUAAACAAUAAAUUUAAUAUAGAAGAACAAUGUGUCUUAUUUACACAGAUAUCUAAACACAUUUAUUGUAGUGUAACACAAUUACUUGGAGUAUUAUUACUGUGGAGCUCUGUUAUACACUCAGACACAUUACUGGGAGUAUUAAUGCUGUGGAGCUCUGUUAUACACUCAGACACAUUACUGGGAGUAUUAUUUCUGUGGAGCUCUGUUAUACACUCAGACACAUUACUGGGGGUAUUAUUGCAGUGGAGCUCUGUUAUACACUCAGACACAUUACUGGGAGUAUUGUUACUGUGGAGCUUUGUUAUACACUCAGACACAUUACUGGGAGUAUUAUUGCUAUGGAGCUCUGUUAGACACUCAGACACACCCUAGAAAAGAGGGACAUUAGGAGAGAAAAUAGGGACAGGGGGAUUUCAGCCUUAAAUAGGGACGGCCCCUCCCAGGGCCAAAUUAAGAGCCCAGUGGGCCUGGUGCUGACAAUUAUGAUGGGGUCUAAUUACAGAAUCUUAUCGACCAAAAACACUAAAACAGUCAUACCUCUCAAGCGUCAUCUAUCUGAUGGAGUUGGUGUUGGAGGGAAACUCAAAGGAUGCAGCUAAAAGAAAACACAUACUCUAUGCUAAUCUCUCUCUAAUUUAUGCUUUCAUCUUUCAAGUAAAUCCAUACCCCCUAACAGCAGUGUCCAGUGAAGCAGGAAGUCAAUUGGCGGGGUAAAAGGGUGGGCCACUGAUGCAAAUCAUGUGACCAGAACUGCCAAAAGGAGUGAAUAUGCCCAAAAAAGGGGCAUGUCUGUCCAAAGAAUUGGAAGGCCAACCUGGCAUCAGUGUCCCUUUGUAUCACAGUGUCAGUGUCCCCAUGUCACCCAGUCCCCUAGUCUCCCAGUGUGUAUCCCCAUGUCUCAGUGUCUCCCAUGUCACUAGGAUACAAGGGGACACUGAGAGACUUGGGGACACAGUGAGACUUGGGGACACUGGGAGACAUGGGGGCACUUGUGGGUACAGACAUGGGGACACUGGGAGACAUGGGGACACAGACAUUUGGGGACACUGGGAGAAAUGGGGUCACAGACACUAGGGACACAGAGACAUGGGGACACAGACAUUUGGGGAAAAUAAGACACUAUGGACACUGAGAGACAUGGGAACACAGACACUGGGAGACUAGGGAACACUGGGAGACAUGGGGACACUGGGAGACAUGGGGACACAGGGAGACAUGGGGACACUGGGAGACAUUGGAACACUGAGAAACUGGCUGGGAGAUCUAGGGACACAGACAUUUGGGGACACUGGGAGACAUGGGGACAGAGACACUGGGAGACUAGGGGACACUGGGAGCCAUGGGGACACUUGGAGACAUGGGGACACAGACAUUUGGGGACACUGGGAGACAUGGGGACACAGACACUGGGAGACAUUGGAACACUGAGACACUGGCUGGGAGAUCUAGGGACACAGACAAUUGGGGACACUGAGAGACAUGGGGACAGAGACACUGGGAGACUAGGGGACACUGGGAGCCAUGGGGACACUGGGAGACAUGGAGACACUGUGUCCCUAGUGUCUCCGUGUCUUAAUGUGUCUCCCUAUAUCUCACAGCGUCCCCAUGUCUCACAGUGUCCCCUAGUGUCUCAGUGUCCCCAUGUCUCUCAGUGUCCCCACAUCUCUCAGUAUCCCCAUGUCUCCCUGCUGCCUUUCCCCCAUCCUUCACAUACCUGAGCUGUAGUCUGUCUGCAGGCUGGGAGCUGCUGUCUGGACUCUCUGUGCUGUGUAGUUGCUCCCCCACGGAUCAGUGAGUAGAGAGAGGCAGGGAGAUGCUGUAACUAUCCCUUCAUCUUCACACACAGUGACCCCUACUGGACGGUGCUGGUAUUGCAGAGUAAUCUCCGUUUAUACUGAGAAAAAUACCAGCAUUUGCAUUGCCGGUAUUACUGCAAUACCGUCACAGCCAGGCACUCUCAAAUACUGGUAAAAUACCAGUCAGUUGCUAAAAAAAUUUUUUACAAAAUAAAUAAAUACAAAUAUAUGCAGCUCCAUCAGCCCCUAUGUUAAUCCAGCCCUGGCCCCUCCUAAAUGGGGACACUUGGGAGGUAUUGGUAUGUUCUAAUACAGAGUUUGUUAGUAUGUGCUUGUACUGUUACUUAUUAGCUCUAAUAUAGAGAUAGUUGGUUUGUUCUAAUUUAGAGAUAGUUUGUUCUAAUAAAGAGAUAGUUUGUUUGUUCUAAUACAGAGAUAGUUGGUUUGUUCUAAUACAGAGAUAGUUUGUUUGUUUUAAUACUAAGAUAGUUGAUUUGUUCUAAUACAGAGAUAGUUGGUUUGCUCUAAUACAGAGAUAGGUGGUUUGUUCUAAUACAGAGAGAGUGGGUUUGUUCUAAUACAGAGAUAGUUGUCUUGUUCUAUUACAGAGAUAGUUGGUUUGUUCUAAUACAGAGAUAGUUGUCUUGUUCUAUUACAGAGAUAGUUGGUUUGUUCUAAUACAGAGAUAGUUGUCUUGUUCUAUUACAGAGAUAGUUGGUUUGUUCUAAUAUCGAGAUAGUUGGUGUGUUCUAAUACAGAGAUAGUUGGCUUGUUCUAAUAUCGAGAUAGUUGGUGUGUUCUAAUACAGAGAUAGUUGGCGUGCUCUAAUACAGAGAUAGUUGGUUUGUUCUAAUAUCGAGAUAGUUGGUUUGUUCUAAUACAGAGAUAGUUGGUGUGUUCUAAUAUUGAGAUAGUUGGUUUGUUCUAAUAUCGAGAUAGUUGGUUUGUUCUAAUACAUAGAUAGUUGGCUUGUUCUUAUUUAGAGAUAGUUGGUUUGUUCUAAAACAGAGAUAGUUGGUGUGUUCUACUACAGAGAUAGUUGGUUUGCUCUAAUACAGAGAUAGUUGGCUUGUUUUAAUACAGAGAUAGUUGGUUUAUUCUAAUACAGAGAGAGUUGGUUUGUUUUACUAAAGAGAGAUUUGGUUUGUUCUAAUACAGAGAUAGUUGGCUUGUUCUUAUUUGGAGAUAGUCGGUUUGUUCUUAUACAGAGAGAGUUGGCUUGUUCUAAUACAGAGAUAGCUGGUUUGUUCUAAUAUAGAGAUAGUUGGUUUGUUCUACUACAGAGAUAGUUGGCUUGUUCUUAUUUAGAGAUAGUUGGUUUGUUCUUAUACAGAGAUAGUUGGCUUGUUCUAAUACAGAGAUAGCUGGUUUGUUUUAAUACUAAGAUAGUUGGUUUGUUCUAAUACAGAGAUAGUUGGCUUGUUCUAAUACAGAGAUAGUUGGCUUGUUCUUAUAUAGAGAUAGUUGAUAAACUUUUUCUUGGUUAAUGCUGAAGCUGUUAGCGAGGAAUAAAUUGCCCAGGAUCCAUCUGCCAGCUGCUUGCGCUGCCCUCCUGGGGCAGAGAUGUCGCUGCACUGGGUGUCCCAGAGAAACCAACUGAGCUGUUGUGAGCUGCUUCUAUUCCUGGUUCUGUGCGCUGAUUAAUGGGACUAACCCAUUUCUGUUGGUGUCGGUGACAGGCAGUUUAUCUGGGAGCUAUGACUGCGGAGAAUGUGCAGCAAUCUGGGUCACAACAGGGAGUAGGCAAUACAGAGUGCCACAUCCUCCCUAAAAACUUCUCUGACUGUGAAGGUGCAUUUCUUUAUUGAUUGUCUCUGUUUUUGGCCUAGUUCUGCAGAGGAGGGUUUCGAUUGGUUGAUCGCUAUUUCGAUUAGCCAUCAGUAAUGUUAGAUAAUUAACCCCUAAAGGACCGUAGAUAUUUCAAGUCUCAUUACACUCAGAUCCCCAAAGACCUUUUGUCUCAGGUCCAGAUUGUUAUGAUAACAUGAACCAUGAACCUUAAGGAGUUAAAGAAAAUUAGUGCUGCGUCUUUUUCCAGCUUGGAUUGAAAGCACCAUAACCACUUAAUUCAUUGAAGUGUUUAUGGUGUCUAAAUAAGAGUCCCCAGCGGCCUCUGUGCGGCUUGAGCUAAAAAGGAAACAAAAGCUGAGAGUGUCAGCUGACCGCCUAUAACAGCACUCAUUGCUGGUAUGAAUCGGUAUGGCUAGAAGGAAGUGUGUUAUCUCUGCCUUAGCCACACCUUCAGUGGGGGCGGGAUUGUAGGUGGCCAGAGAACCUUUUUUCCUGUUAAAUUGAAAAUGGACUAAUACUGAAUGGAGGGACACCACCAGGGGACUCCAGAAACUAUAACCACUUCAAUUAGAUGAAAUGGUUCAUAGUACCUAUAGUUUCCCUUUGACCCUGUUUUUGUGCUUUAAUGGAGAAUUGCAUUGGUGAACGAAUCUUAAAUCUUCGAGUUAGUUCAGAUAUUUUAUUGAGCAAUGUGCUUACUUUACAACGAUAUAAGUACCUUGUACAUCACUGCGGAGUAUGUUGGCGCUCCAUAUAUAAUGUGAAAUAAGAAAUCCAGUGGAAGCCUGUACUGUUGCACUGCUCUUUGUCUUCCCCUUAAAUUCUGGGUUUCUAAGUUCCCUGGGAAUAGAGGACCAGAGAACGGCAAAUGUUAGACUUACAUAGCUCAGCAGGAAAAGAAUUGAGUUUGGCUAUUUAGCAAUUUCUUAAUUGAUUCUCCACAAUAUUCAGUGCAGUCAGCAGCCCUAUGGAGAAUUCAGUGAAGUUCAAUUUUUACUCCAAACCAGCCAAUCUGGAAACAUAGGAAUCCAGGGAUGCAUUCUGCUAAAUGUCUAUUGACCCCCAGAAAUUGUAAAUGUCUAUUUUGUGUUUACCUUGCAGAUCUGGAGAGCCUCUACCUCCAGGGGCGGCUGCUGAGUUACGCUCAUGGUGCCUGUGGCUCCGAUCUUGGUGGGAGUCUUCCCGGCUUGUCUCACUCAUCAGCUAUAUCCUUGGCUGUAGCACCUCAGCAGCUGCUCCCCGCAGAGGCAUGGGAUGUUUCCGAGGUGCGGCCAAUGCAGUCCGUUUUUCAUUGCCCGCUGUUCAACGCAGCCAGGAGUAGCAGUUCGGAUAAUGCCAAAAUACCAGCGGCAGGUGAAGGAGACAUCGCUCCUGAAUCCUGCAAACCACGACUCAACAACUCACUGCACUACGUAGACAGUAGCUCCCAAUCCGAAGACGAGGUGUUUUAUAACUAGGUGGCUUGUAGACAAUGCCCAUGGGACACCUACAAAUAGGGAGGCCACCUUACGUAUUGGGUCAAGUCGAUCACCUUACUUACUAAGAUGGUGAUAUUAGUGCCAAGACACAGCGAUCUCUGGUCUCCACCAGCGGCACCAAACAGCCUGCUGCUAUGUAUUGUCUGUGAAUUAACAAUUUAUUAGAUUCAAGCUCACAGAGAUGACAUGAUUUUACUAAGCACGAAGAAUGUAUUGUACAGAAAACAGGGCAGUCGUGACGUUUACUGCCCGUGGGUUGGCAAUAACUGGAAAUAGAUUCACCUUGAUACUGCCACUAGGACAAUAACUUCCAACCAGCUGGAGUAGCAAAGCAUUGUGGGCAAGAUCCAACUCGCAAAGGAAGAUAUUUCAGUGACUCCGGCUGAGGAUGUACCCAUAGAUUCUGCAAUAUAGUUAUUAUCUGUUGCACCUUUUUUUCAGAUUUACUUGAAAUCAGCUGUUACUUGGAUGGAAAUGGCAAUACGUGUCUUCAGAAAAAGCCGCAGCCUUAUUGUUUGGGACGUUUUUGCUGAUGUGUAUAUGGGUGAGAUACGGUUUGGUGUGCCUGAGGACGUCUGUAUUUCUGUGAUGCCUUUUAGUGAGUGUUGGCCGUCGUGUGUCAUGUCCGGUAUGCUAAUAUCCAUGUGGAUUUCCACUUGUACUCCAGCAAUACUGAAGGCUUAAUAUGAUAGAAUAUUAGAUUGUAAAGUAACAAGGACAAUUCAGGGAGUUAGGAUUUAAUAGUAGAAAAUUAUUUAGGGAAACAGCAAUCUGGGUCUGAAGCGAUACUCCCAAUCUGGUACCAAAAAUUAAAAAAAAAAGAAAACAGAGUCUCUACGAGUGUGGUACCCCAAAUUCCUAUUGUACGACUCGCACUCCAAUACUGUAGUACCCAACAUUCUCUUUGGAAAAAUGUGUCACUCCGGGAGGAUGAUACCCCAAAUUCUAUCUGCAAUGGUGGCGUUUUGAGAGUGUGAAACCCCAACAUUCUUUUUACAAGAGGUACCCCUUAUUGUCUUUAAUUUUUAAAAUACCUGGAAUCCAAAGUUGUAGUUAUAACAGUGGCACCCUAUGGGCAUGAGAUGCCCAUAGGGUGCCACAUUCUCAUCUCAUAAGAGGCCCUCUAAGAGAAUAUUAGCUCAAGUUCUCCAAUUCUCGUGCUACCCUGAAUUUUUCAUUAGAAGAGUUGUCAGUGGGAGCGUAGCUAUGUAUAUAUAUAUUUGUAUGUUGUCUAUGAGCAAUGUGGAUUAGUGGGCACUGUGUGUAGCUUUAAAUAUACAGCUGGAACCAUUUCUGUCAUUGUCUUAUGAAAAAAGAGGGUAAACAUUGUCCUCUUCACUGGAAUCUGAAUAGCUCACCAGCCACAGGCAAAAGUUCCUGAUAUUUCUAUGACUCUAAUAAAAACAGUGUCACAAACUGAGAGAGAUUUCAUUGUUGGGCAGCCAUGUUUCAUAAGAUGAACCCAUAGAUUUCAACCUCCUAAUAAAGCAAAUGCUCUGAAGCCAAAUCACACUUUCAUACAUGGUGCUCUAGUGACAUCCAUUGGCUAUUGUAGGAAUUACAUGUAUAGAGGCAGACGACAUGCUGUACAGUCUAUUUAAUUAUUCAAAAUUAGAGUUCUAAAAACAGAGUAAAAUAGACAGGGUUAUAUACACUAAAGUGAGAAUUGAAAGUAAAUUCAAAGUAAAUUUCAAAUUUAACACCACAGCAGCCGAGUUGACUUUUUACAGCCAGGCUAUGUUAACGUUAAAUUUGAAAUUCACUCUGAAUUCUCACUUUUAGUAAAUAAAAUCCUUAUAGUGUUUACAGUAAUAUGGUGAAUCUGGUGGUCGAGUGGUAGGAAUUAGCAUAAAGCCAGUGUACGUACAUUUAUCAAACAUCCUGAGAAGACACUAAAAAUAAAAAGAUAUUUUCAUAUAAUAUAAAAUGUCUACUUAAUACGCUCAGUCUGAACUCUGUCGUCCUCCCUGAUUGUUUAGUCUUUUGAACGUAAUAACAUUCCGCAGUCGGUAUAAAGGCCAGUUCUGGGUUUUAAUAGUGCAGCAUCAGCGGGAACAUUCCAUUAGUUUCCAUGGUAACCGCUCCACUUUCAGCACUCCAGAAUUGCUCUUUAUAUGAACUCCUGCUGGGGUCUGCCCCGACAUUGGCCUCAGGAAUGCGUGAUAUUGGGGUAAUAAGUGUUUCCCCUCCAGAGGUUCAGACAUCUUGUGUGUUUCAUUUUGGGUUUGCAAGACCUUCAAUGGCUUUCCUGAGCUGGAAGACAAAGAGU